Molecule: messenger RNA, 3443 nt
Organism: Podarcis raffonei (Aeolian wall lizard)
Lineage: Eukaryota; Metazoa; Chordata; Lepidosauria; Squamata; Lacertidae
Gene: WDPCP
Product: WD repeat containing planar cell polarity effector
Exons: 15
Coding region: 107-2020 (637 amino acids)
Biological process (GO): cilium organization; establishment of protein localization; nervous system development
Cellular component (GO): axonemal basal plate
Molecular function (GO): protein binding
Source: RefSeq, a predicted model, not a curated record
GAAAGCGCGCGCCGGGUGGAAGAGAAGGGGUCGCCGCCGCCGCCUUGCCUUUGCCUUCCUCCUCCUCCUCCUCCUCCUCGAAUGAAUUAACUGUCAGCUGCUUCAGAUGACUGUCUUUCUCUCUGAAAUGCACCUAUGGUCUUUGAAGAGCACCUUGCAUGUUCAAGACCAAGACAUUGGAAUCUAUCAUUACUAUGACAAAAAGGAGGCAGAACCACAAGUGAACUUUGGCUGCUUAUAUGAGAAACAACAGUUAGCAGAAUCUCGAGAUUAUCCUUGGACACUUAAGAACAAACGUCCGGAAAAGCUGCGAGACACACUUAAGGAGCUAGAGGAACUGAUGCAAAACAGUCGGUGUGUACUGAGCAAAUGGAAGAGCAAAUACGUCUGUCAGCUCCUCUUUCAUUCAGGUGUACUGGUAUCCCUAGGCCUUUCAGGGCCACAGCUGGAGCGAGUGGUGAUUGACAGAACCCUGAUGGGGAAGCUCAUCUCCGACACUAUCAGCGAUGCUGUUCUUACAGACAGUUUCAUGAUCUUGUCAUUUUGGGAGCAAAGCAAACUCUGUUUUAUUCAGUUCACAAAGAAGGCAAAUUCUCCUGAUGCAAACAUAAAGCUUGAAAAACUCUCCUCCUUGGAUUUUAAGAUAUCUUAUAUUGAUACACCCGAGCUGGGCAAUAGAAGAACAAAGCAUCAUCUGGCAAUAAAUAGCAAAGAAGAUAGAGUUAUAUGCUGGUGGUUGACGGCAAAGGAUGAAGUGUGGCCUUGGUCUCCUGGUUCCAGUGAAAGGGAGAGAGGCAACUUGCUGCUCUUGACCUAUGAGCAUGGCGGCUUGCAGAUUCUGAGUUACAUACGUACCGAUGGGGAUCCACUUGAUGCCGGCUUUAGCUCAUGUAAUCCUUAUCAGAUUCAUACUGUAGAACACGCUUUCAAUGCAGACCACGAGCCCAUGGCUGACAGCUGCAUCUAUGAGUACGUUAAGAAUAAAGUUCAGUGUGUGGCAGUCACCAAAAUACCACUGCUAUCAAAGGCCAUCAGCUGCUGCUGGAACAUUACAGAAGACAAACUUGUUCUGGGGUGUGAAGAUUCUUCAAUAGUCCUAUAUGAAGCCUACCGUCAAGUAACUUUAUCAGCACAGGCAGAACUAUUGCCUGUCUUAAUGUGUUGCCACCCCAGUGAAGCCAUAGUCCUGGUUGGUAGUUCACAAGGGGAGCUUCAGCUGUUUGACAUGGCACUAUCUCCAAUUAAAAUGCAGGUUUUAGCUGAAGACUUCUCAACCAAAUCAACUUUGCAGUUCAGUGAACAUUUUGAUGUAUCCAGCAGCCUCAUCCAGAUCCAGUGGGCUGCUCCUAAAGUUUCAUGUCCAAGUAUGGAUGAUGUAGAUAUCCAUGAUCUUCUCUUACUUAAGUUUGACAAAGGACCUAUUGGAGUGCUGCAUUUUAAAGUUGGUGUCAUCCCAAGAGGCCAGCUUGGCCUUGUAGAAAUCAUCCAGGAGUAUAUUCAUCAGAAUGAGAUACAUGAGGCAAUUAAUAUCCUGAGCAGCAUGAACUGGAACAUAAUGGGCCAUCAAUGCUAUAUAAGCCUAAGUGCCAUACUAAACUAUCUUCUCAGACAAAAGCUGAAUCUUACAAGAGAAGCUCAGCUGGAGGCAAGCCUCGGAACCUUCUAUGCCCCAACAAGGCCUCUCUCUGAGACAACGGUGUUGGAAUACAGGGACCAGGUCAGCAGAUAUGCAAGAAGAUUCUUCCACCAUCUGCUCAGGCACCAAAGAUUUGAAAAGGCCUUUCUGCUUGCUGUUGAUAUUGGUGCCCGGGACUUAUUUAUGGACAUCCAUUACUUUGCACUAGAUAAGGGUGAAUUGGCACUAGCAGAAGUGGCAAAGAAAAAAGCUAACGACAUUGACACAGAAUCAAUAACCACUGGAGUUGAUUCCCAAAGGAGCAGAUUCCCUCCCACCAUCCGCCAGAUCAUGGAGAUUGAAGGAGAAUGGAGAGGCGCCAGUUUAUUCUCUGCUUUCUCCUAAUUCCAGAGAGGAUAUCACACAUCAAGUCAUCCUUGGAGCAGCUGUAUAGAAGCAGCAGUCUGUUCCUCAGUCUGGCAGCAGAUGCUCUUGGAAAGAUAAAGGUUGCACUGACAUGAGCAGGUGCUGCUGCUGCUUCACAAAUUAUUCAAUUGUGGCUUCUCUUCCUCCUCUAUAUAUCAAAGGAGGGGUACUAUUUAAAAGAAAAACUUAACAACAGAAUUGUUAUUUAUAGAAAUUCAAAGCAAAAAAUAAAAACAGAUUACUAGAGCUGUGCUACGCACACCAAAUCUCAAAUGGCAGCAAAGAGGAAACGUCUGCUCCAGCAAAUCUUUUUCCCAUGACUGAGACUUAUUCAGGAAACAUCCUGAACUAGGAUGCUACAUGUCCUAUUCCUCUCACACAAUCACACUGCAGCACAAAUAGUAGAACAUGUAGCUAUUUCCACUUCAAGAUAAUAAAUCAAGCUACCAAAGGAACUGCUGCAAAUGGAAACUAGCCAUAAGAAUUGCCAUAAUUAAUAAAGGUUUGUGGCAGUGAGCAACUCACCCAUUAAGACAUUACUGCAUUAUGAAGACCCAGUGAAAAACCUAUCUAAUAAAUGUCAGAAAGUUUCCCAGGGCCAGCUUUCAACAAAUUGCAUUAGGUCACAGCAAGAUGAAUUUAUUUUAACCUUCAAAACAAUUGCUUUCACCCCAAAGGGAUUCAUGUUGUGACAAGACAGCCCGAUAAAUACUAUAUGGUUCAAAGGGAAACUAUGAAGCCCCAUCCCUUUAAAAAGAAAUUUACUUAUAAACGUUGGUGGUUUUGAGCUUUUUUUUAAGUGACACAACAAUUUUAUAGUUCAGAAAAACCCUACAUGGCUGGUUUGCUCAAUAGCCCAUUAGUUAACAUGAACAAUAUUUAAGCUUAUUUUCCUAGUUGCGGGAGGGGCUUUGUAAAUUAUAGUUAAGCAUAUGGAACCACCAAGUAUAUGAGUAAAGCUUGGAAUCUUAAAACUAUUUCAUGUUUCAAUUAUUUACAUAUAGCCAAAGUUCAUUAAAUCUAUUUUUGACUGGCCAAGCAUAAAGGCUUUUAAAACAAAACUAUGAGUUGGUUUCUCACUGAAGCUUGAUGAACAGGGCACAAAAUUCCAGAAUAUUCAGAAAAUAGUCUCUAGACUUCUGUGAGACUACCACGUAAGUGGUUCUUGGUUUGCCAGUAGUGUCUUCUUACAUACAUGAAGACAGCUUAUUAAAUUGUUCUCAACUAACUCCACUGACUUAGUUAUGGAGGGAAGUUCAGACUUGAGAGUAAAGUCUGAACUUACCUCCAUAAUUUAUGGUUCAUUAUGGGUGUGAUUUCAUCCAUUUUCUCUGUGACUGUACCGGUACCGAUUACCACCUUCAUGCAAGCCUCAAAUGUACUAGGGCCAGGAUAAAUAAUG